Messenger RNA from Cyphellophora europaea CBS 101466, 1512 nucleotides. RefSeq lists its product as uncharacterized. The coding region runs from base 1 to 1512 and encodes 503 amino acids. The record is from RefSeq and is a predicted model, not a curated record. Gene Ontology annotation, cellular component: plasma membrane. The transcript has 4 exons. NCBI's taxonomy places the organism in Eukaryota, Fungi, Ascomycota, Eurotiomycetes, Chaetothyriales, Cyphellophoraceae. Gene Ontology annotation, biological process: L-glutamate transmembrane transport. Gene Ontology annotation, molecular function: glutamate:sodium symporter activity; L-glutamate transmembrane transporter activity; neutral L-amino acid transmembrane transporter activity.
AUGGCAGUCGACGAAGUGCAACCCGAUAGGGCUCCCACGCCCGAGCAAACCAAGCGAGUGUCUCCCGAUGUCGAUGCGGUCAAGUCGAGCGACUCGUCCAGUGGGGAGCACAUGUAUGGUGAUCACGGGUCGACUGAGAACAAGACCUUCUGGCAGCUCGCAAAAGAGCCUGGCUCCGCCAUUCAGAUUAUCGCAGCUGCUCUGCUAGCCGUCGCCAUUGCCCUUCCCGUGGCUUUUGAAGUCGACCCCGAGGGCUCCAGCGGGCGCAGCCUGGAGGAUGCCUCCACCAUUCUUAAUAUUCCGGGUCGGAUGUGGUUGCGCGCCCUCACGGCUACCGUCAUGCCUCUCAUCGCCACCGCCAUGAUCCUGGCCAUGCAACGGUUGAAGGAGAUGACCGGAGGCGGCAACACAUUGGCCAAGUGGACCGUCGGAUAUUACGUCGGCACCACCAUCAUCGCGAUCGUCCACGCAACCAUCCUCAUCUCCCUCGUAUGGCGUCCCAUGUACGAGCCUGUGGGAGAAGACGAUCUCGCCGUCGACGAGGCCGAUCAGGAAACGAUCGACGAGCGAAGUGACAACGAUGUCACCACCAUCGUAGUCAACAUCUUCGACUCCUUCAUUCCCGGUAACAUAUUCCAAGCCCUGGCCGAGAACCAGCUGCUUGCCAUUCUGGUCACCGCCGUCGUGGUUGGUGGACUUCUAGAGCCUGGGGGCCCGAUCAUGAGGGCUGUGGUUGAGCUGGACAGACUGAUCACCAAGGUCAUCGUGUUCCUGAUCAAGUUGGCGCCUUUCGGUGUUUUCUUCUUGAUUCUCUCCAACUUGAUGACGCUCGAUGUUGCAAGCAUUGGCAUGAACCUGGGUCUCUUGAUCGGCUCAUCCCUGGUCAGCAUCUUCAUCCAUCUCAUCAUCAUCCUACCGGCGAUCUUCUUCGCUGUCCUGCGCAUGAAUCCGUUCACCUACUGGAUCAAGAACUCCCCCGCCUGGAUCACUGCUUGGGGAACUGCGUCCUCGGCGGCCACCCUGCCGGUGACCAUGCGAUGCUGUCGUGCGCGCGGCUGGCCCGAGACUGUCAUCAAAUUCUGCGUUCCUCUGGGCUGCUUAGUUAACAUGGACGGAACUGCCAUUUACUUUCCCGCCGUGGUCGUGUUCAUGGCCGAGACCCAGGGCAUCACCCUGAACGCCGGCGAGUACGUCAUCAUCGUCCUGCUCGCCACCCUGUCUUCGAUCGCCACGACCCCCAUCCCCAGCUCCUCCCUCGUCUUGACCGUCAUCAUCUGUCAGUCUGUCAACAUCCCCGUCACUGGAAUGUACGCCGUCGUCGUAGCCAUCGACUGGUUCAUCGACCGCUUCCGCACCAUGCUGAACGUGUCGUCCGACCUCUUCGCCGUAGGCAUCAUCACCAAGCUGUCCGGAAUCCGUGACCCAGAGGGUGAGGUCUACGCACCCAACGCGGAAGAGGCUCUGGCGGAGGUACAGGGCGCACCCGGAGCUCGACAGGAUAGCAAGGUGUAG